Messenger RNA from Drosophila arizonae, 2056 nucleotides. RefSeq names its product caudal type homeobox (gene cad). Gene Ontology annotation, cellular component: nucleus. Gene Ontology annotation, molecular function: DNA-binding transcription factor activity, RNA polymerase II-specific; RNA polymerase II transcription regulatory region sequence-specific DNA binding. Gene Ontology annotation, biological process: cell differentiation; animal organ morphogenesis; anterior/posterior axis specification. Lineage: Eukaryota; Metazoa; Arthropoda; Insecta; Diptera; Drosophilidae. The record is from RefSeq and is a predicted model, not a curated record.
GGUUAACGUCGCAACAAUCGUCGGCCAAACGCAACGGCAGUUGAUAAAGAAAACGUAGUAGAAAUUGUAUAAACAGUAAAUUACGCGUACUCCUGAAGCGAUAUUUAGAUAGCAAAAAAGCGAAGUAAAGAGUUAAUCGAUAGAUCGGAUCUAUACCAACACAGAGAAACUCCAAAAACGUGAAUGCGUCAGUGUAUGCAAAAAAGCGCACACAAAGAAAGCGCAAAGAGGUUUUUAAUAAGCAAAUCUUGUACAAACGAUCGCAAAAUGUGCUUAUAAAAUAUAGAGAAUAAAAAGUGCUAAGAAGACAUAGCAGGCAAAUCUAACGACGAACAAAUUAUAUUUCGUAAACAAACAUUAAAUUCGCCAACAACAAAUAGAAUACGCGCUCUAACCUCAAAAUGGUUUCGCACUAUUACAAUUCGCUGCCCUAUUCGCAAAAGCAUAACGCCAACUUGGCCUACGCCACAGCGGCUGCAGCGGGCCAGCCCUGGAAUUGGACCACCAACUAUCAUACGCCACCCAAUCAUCAGUUUCUCGGCGAAGUGGAUUCGCCGCAUGCUGCUCAUCAUGCCGCUCAUCAAAUGUACUACAAUCCGCACAUGUUUCACUCGGCGGCGGCUGCGGCGAGCGAAUGGCAUUCGCCGGCCUCCAAUUCAACGACAGCGACGGGUGAGAAUUUCGCCCAAAAUGUCGCCCAUCCGCUGAUGCAGCAGCAUCAUCCGCACAUUAACAGUGGAUUGCCCAGCGGCGGCUCCAGCAGCUCUGCCAGUUCGGGGAGCAGCAGCUCUGCUCCAGCUGCUGGCGUCACGCAAUUGAACGAGCCCAAUGAUGCGGUUGUCCAUGCACAACAGCAGCAACAACAGCAGCAGCAGCAACAACAACAACARCAUCAACAUAUUGCCGAGGGUUUGCCUUCGCCACCGAUCACCGUUUCGGGCAGCGAAAUAUCGAGUCCAGGUGCUCCCACCUCUGCCUCAUCGCCGCAUCAUUUGGCCCAUCAUUUAAGCAGCAGCAACAACAACAACAGCCCCUCUACGCAUAACAACAACAACAACAGUGUGACGGCCAACAACAACAACCAUCGCACAUCGCCAGCGAAGACGCAAUAUUACGAAUGGAUGAAGAAACCAUCAUAUCCAUCGCAACCCCAGCCUGGCAAAACGCGUACUAAGGACAAAUAUCGUGUGGUCUACACAGACUUCCAGCGACUCGAGCUGGAGAAGGAGUACUGUACGUCGCGAUACAUAACCAUACGGCGUAAGAGUGAGCUGGCCCAAUCGCUGUCGCUGUCGGAGCGUCAGGUGAAGAUCUGGUUCCAGAAUCGACGCGCCAAGGAGCGCAAGCAGAACAAGAAGGGCAGCGAUUCAGGUGUGAUGCAGCAUUCGGAGUACAGUCAGCUGCUGGAUGCGAAAGCCAAGCUGGAACCGGGCCUGCACUUGCAGCACCCGCUGCACAGCAUGAAUCCCAUGGCUGCCAUGAAUAUAUCCGCAAUGCGCUUGCACUCACAUCCUCACCUGACCGCUCACACUCAUUCGCUGGCGGUGGCUGCCCAUUCCCAUCAGCUGCAGCACAGCAGCCAGAUGUCCGCUGCAGCGGUGGGUGUGGGCGUGAGCACACUAUCAAUGUGACCUGAUUAUGAGGCAGGUGAUGAGGUGCAUGGCUACCAGAAUGGGAGCAGCUAUCUAAUGGAGCAGCAGCUACAGCAACAGCAGCAGCAACAGCUGGAGACCAGCUAUGCAACGUGUUCCAGUGAGCUGGCUUAGCUUCUAGUUAUAGAAAAGUGGGCGUGGCAAGCAGUUAGACUGCUUCUACAGCUUGAUAAAGAUAAGGAGAAGGGGUGGGAGGUGGAGUAGGAGGCGGCGGCGCCUUUGAAUAUUGCACGUUGUUAAUUUUUGUGAUUGUAUAUUCGCAGCGUUCAACGCACGCCUCCACGCCUUCAACGGCCACGCCCACAGCCAGGCAGCAAACAAGAGAAAUUUAUAUUAAUUAAAUAAGCACUUGAAGAAAACCUUAUGUUCAAUUAAUUAUAUAUCAUAUAUAUAAAUGUAUAUGU